AUGGCGGAGUCCAUUUCCGAAGGUACCCUCAGCAGUUUCUCGAAACAAGUGGGUGAUUACGUCGAGCAAGACGAGGAGAUUGCGUCGAUCGAGACAGACAAGAUUGACGUCUCUGUCAAUGCUCCGGAAGCUGGCACGAUAAAAGAGUUCCUCGUCAAUGAGGGAGACACUGUGACUGUCGGACAGGAAAUAGCAAAGCUUGAACCCGGUGGCGGAGGCGGCGGAGGUGCCAAAGAAGCAAAGGAAGAGCCCAAGGAACCCGCUUCGAAAGAGCAACCAACAAGCUCGGAUCCUGAACCAAAGAAGGAAGAGCCAAAGAAGGAAGAGCCAAAGAAAGAAGAGCCGCCUCCAUCUCCUCCCAAGAAGGAGGACAAGCCUGCUCCUCCCAAGGAAGAGAAGAAGUCCGCGCCACCCAAAGAAGAGAAGAAAUCGGACGACUCGAAAGCUGGAAUUGAGUCGCCAUUCGGUAAAGGCACGAGAAACGAGAACAGGGUCAAAAUGAAUCGCAUGCGUCUGAGGAUUGCGGAGCGCCUCAAGCAGUCGCAGAACACGGCAGCUUCAUUAACUACGUUCAAUGAGGUGGAUAUGUCCAACAUCAUGGAGUUCCGGAAGAAGUAUAAGGAUGAGGUCUUGAAGAAUACUGGAGUGAAACUGGGCUUCAUGAGCGCAUUUGCCAAGGCUAGCAUUCUAGCCAUGAGAGACGUGCCUACUGUCAACGCAUCCAUCGAGGGUCCUGGUGGUGGUGACACCAUCGUAUACCGAGAUUUUGUGGACAUCAGCGUUGCGGUGGCCACACCUAAAGGCUUGGUGACCCCCGUGGUUCGAAAUGCGGAGAGUUUGGAGAUGGUUGAGAUAGAGAAAGCCAUCGCAGAUCUAGGCAAGAAGGCUCGCGACGGAAAGCUCACCAUCGAAGACAUGGCUGGUGGCACUUUCACCAUCAGCAACGGAGGCGUCUUCGGUUCGAUGAUGGGAACACCCAUCAUCAAUCUGCCUCAAACCGCGGUUCUCGGGCUGCAUGCCAUCAAGGAGCGAGCGGUGGUCGUCAAUGGCAAAAUAGAAAUCAGACCGAUGAUGUACCUUGCACUCACCUACGAUCAUCGACUGCUGGAUGGAAGAGAGGCCGUCACAUUCUUGGUGAAGAUCAAGGAAUACAUAGAAGACCCGCGGAAAAUGCUUAUUGCAUAG
Molecule: messenger RNA, 1185 nt
Organism: Fonsecaea erecta
Lineage: Eukaryota; Fungi; Ascomycota; Eurotiomycetes; Chaetothyriales; Herpotrichiellaceae
Exons: 5
Coding region: 1-1185 (394 amino acids)
Biological process (GO): tricarboxylic acid cycle
Cellular component (GO): oxoglutarate dehydrogenase complex
Molecular function (GO): dihydrolipoyllysine-residue succinyltransferase activity
Source: RefSeq, a predicted model, not a curated record